AUGCAGAAAUAUGAGAAACUGGAAAAAAUUGGAGAAGGAACAUAUGGAACAGUUUUUAAAGCUAAAAAUAAAGAGACUCAUGAAAUUGUAGCCCUUAAGAGAGUAAGAUUAGAUGAUGACGAUGAAGGAGUACCAUCCUCUGCAUUACGUGAAAUAUGUCUUCUAAAAGAAUUAAAACAUAAGAACAUCGUACGUUUAUAUGAUGUACUACAUAGUGAGAAAAAAUUAACUUUGGUAUUUGAGCAUUGCGAUCAAGAUUUGAAAAAAUAUUUCGACAGCCUCAAUGGCGAAAUAGAUCUCGAUGUUGUUAAGUCAUUUAUGUAUCAGCUUUUACGAGGCUUAGCUUUCUGUCAUAGUCACAAUGUACUUCAUCGUGAUUUAAAACCUCAAAAUUUGUUAAUUAAUAAAAAUGGAGAACUAAAAUUGGCUGAUUUUGGCCUUGCCAGAGCUUUUGGUAUUCCUGUAAAAUGCUACUCUGCUGAAGUAGUAACUCUUUGGUACAGACCACCUGAUGUCUUAUUUGGAGCAAAGUUGUAUACAACAAGUAUUGAUAUGUGGUCAGCUGGUUGUAUUUUUGCAGAACUAGCUAAUUCUGGAAGACCUUUGUUCCCUGGGUCUGAUGUUGAUGACCAACUUAAGAGGAUUUUCAAGUUACUUGGAACACCAAAUGAAGAUACUUGGCCUGGAGUAACACAAUUACCAGAUUACAAACCAUUGGCAGCUUACCAACCUAGUUUAGGACUUGCUCAAGUAGUGCCAAGACUACCUGCUAGAGGAAGGGAUCUUCUUGCACGCCUUCUCACUUGUAAUCCAGCCUUAAGAAUGCCUGCUGAUGAUGCAAUGGCUCAUGCCUACUUUCACGAUUUGAAUCCAUCAGUGAAAAAUGACAGAUGU
Messenger RNA from Brenthis ino (lesser marbled fritillary), 894 nucleotides. The record is from the annotation of a GenBank genome assembly. NCBI's taxonomy places the organism in Eukaryota, Metazoa, Arthropoda, Insecta, Lepidoptera, Nymphalidae.